ACCGAUCACUAGCAGCGCAGCUAGCCGGGGGCGCGAGCUGGGACUGCAUAUUUAUCCGGGCGCUGGACGGCGGGUUAUUGACCGUUCGCUAGUCACUGUGAAUGAACCGGUUUGACUAACGUGGCAAACUGAAGUAAACUCGAGAACUUCAGUUCAGGUGUGUAAGAUUUUCAAGUUUAUCCUAACUGAAAAGGAAGGCUUUAAACGACUUCGGUGUCUUAGUGGGAUGGCUUGACUUCUUGCUCCACCCGGCUGGGCACACAGCACCAGCAGCAGCUCUGUGAAACGCAUGUGGUUCUGAGCUGUGCCGCGAUGAGCUGGGCAGUAGACGACUGGAAGGCGGGGCUCUCGGGCCGGGCCCUGCAGAAAGUGCGGGAGCUGGAGUCCCAGCAGGAGCAGCUGAAGCGGGAGAAGCAGCAGAAACAGCUGAAGCUGGAUAGCACAGAGGCUGCUCUCAGCAAGCAGAAACUUAAGUAUGAUGAGGUACGCUCAGAGCUGGCAGUGGCCCAGCGGGACUUACAGAGCUCCCGGGAAGAAGUGCAGGCAGGGCUAAAGGCCCGAGAGCGCCUUUCCCAGGAGCUGCAGGUAAAGCAAGCCCAGGUGUGCAGCCUCGAGGGACAGCUGGAUGCCUCCCGCACACUCACACAGUCUCUGACACAGGAGGUCAAACGGCUGGAAGCGGAGCUUGAGAAACUGCAGAAUGCCAGCAACUCUGUGGACUCAACACUGUUCUCCACUCCCUGCUGGAGCGUGUCCUCAUCAAGGGAUAAUGGCUUGCGAUGGGAGGAGAGGAGUGAAUACAGAGGAGAGAGUGAAAUUAAAGCACUGCAUUCCAGACAAUUGCAGUUUGGUGAUUGUAGUCCCAGAUCACCGCUGGGGGGGACUAUGUCCCCUCAGCAACCGCACAGCUCCACACCUAUCCGCCAAUCAACCCGACAGUCAAAAUCCUCUAAUUCCUCAGCUGUGUUUCCAUGGGAACGAGAGGAUGGUCCAUCUACCUUUAGUGGAAGGCCUGUCUUGUCACUGCAGACCACAGAAAAAGUCAGUGAUGUUCAAUUUCAGCAGGACUGUGGGAUGGAAAAUGACCUCAGAAGGGAGAUUGAUGUCCAGCGCUCAAAGAUCCAGGAAAUGCAGACCUGGGUCCAAUCUUUGGAGCAGGAGGCACGAUCUGCAUCGGAGCAGCGCCGUGGCCUGGAAUCCCAGCUGGCAGAGGUACGGGCCCAGCUGGCAGCCCGGGAGCAAGACCUGACCCGAACCAGAGAGGAGCUUGCCCGGACCAGUGCUUCUCUCGAGAAAGAGAGCAGCAAGGUCCUGGCUGCUGAGCAAAAGUUGAAACAGCUGCAGGAGGAGCUGAGCUGCCAGAGGCAGAAUGCAGAGAGCAGCCGACGGAGCGCCGAGCAAAGCAGGAGAGAGCUGGAGAAAGAGCACCACAGGGAGCUGCUGGGGCUGCAGAAAGACAGGCAGAACAUGGAGAGAGAGCACCAGCAGGAAAGCAGCCGACUGAAGCAGGAGAUUCAGCGUGCACAGACACUCCACAACACACUGCAGGCACAGUGUGAUAAGGCAUUGCUACAGAAGCAGGCUGUGGAGAAGGACAUGGACACGGUGAAGGGGAAGCUACAGUGGACAGAGAAAGAGCUGUUUGAAAACCAAAAGGUCCAACAGCAGACCCAGUGCAAGUUGACGGAGGCGAUCCGAGAGCGGGACGGCCUGGCCUUGAGACUGGAACAGAGCGAACGGAGGGCUAAGGGCCUGGAUGAGGAAGUGAGGAGGCUGACACAGGAGCUCAGUGAGGCUCUGAGGCUGCUGGAAGAGCUGAAGGCCACCAAGCUUAUUGUCCCUGCCGCUGCUGAAGUUCCUGUUCGAUUUACCCCAGCUGGAGACAGCUUUCCUUCCUCAAUCUCCCAUCAUGAACGACUCCAGCGAGCACCGCCUUCACAGAGGAAGAAAGCUACAGGUCAUGAUCCAUCAAGGGAGAGCUGGGAGGUAGAUAGGUCAGAUGGGACCACCAACACAGGGUAUCCUGCUGACAGAGAACCCGGGGAGGGUAUCGACUCCAACGACAUAACAGAGCUUGGGACCCAACCAGAGGAAAAAUUAAGGGAUGAAGGAGGCAGGCGAAAGAAUGAGGUUCAGAAGACUCGUGAAGUUGAAGCCAAAUUGAUUGCUGAACAAAACAAAUACGAUGUUCACGGCAGCAAAGCAUCUAUGAAAGAACAAAAUAACAUGGAGAGGGAGAGUUCUGAACUCAGAGAAGUGAGUAAACCAGACUGUAACCUCAAUGAUGACCAAGUCCAAGCAGAAGAGGAUGAAGAUCUGCUAAUUCCAUCUACUGACCAAGACGGACACAGCCAGCCAGCUCUACAGGAUCUAAAAAAACAGAACAUUGCUCUUAAUGAUGAGCUUCAGGAGGUGAAGCGGGAGCUGGAGCGAAGGCUUGAGGACUUGGAGGCCCAAAGGAAGGCAGAGACUGAAGCCAGAACCAGGCUGAAACAGGUGAGCCGCAAGCACUCAGCUCAAGUGGAACAGUUGCGGCAAAAAGCCCAAGAGUUAAAGGGUGAUGGUGAGAGGUUAGAGAAAGAGCUAGAGGAGGAGAGGGCAGAAAGCAGGAGGCUUAAGGAGGCUCUGGCUGCCCUUGAGCAGAGGAGUAUGGGGCAGGUGGAUGCCGAAAAAGAGACGGAGAGUACAGUCCUCAGGGACCAAGUUGCAUUACUGGAGUCCCAACUCAAGCAAGAACGAGAAGAUCUGGAGCAAGAGAGAGUGGUGUGGAGUGAGAAGGAGGAUAGGAGAAAAAUGGAUGAAGACCAUGAGCUGGAGAGCAGGAGAAUUUUCACAGCACGUAUUGAAGAACUGGAGGCUCAGAUGCUGGAGCUCCGGGGGAGUCAGGACAGGGAAACUGGCAAAGAGUUUGGAGAAACCCCUUUAAUCACAUGUGACAAUGCUGAGAACUUUAACAACAAUAGUGAGACUGUCAUUAUCGACUCUAUGUCUCCAUCACCAAGUGACUCCCCCUCUCAGUCUGAGCUUGUGGAUCCUCAAAGCACAAAACCCUUCAAACACAGUGAAAGUAACUUCAGUAAUAAUGUAAAAGGUCAGGUACAAUCAGAGAGUAAUCUGGAGGAUCCCUCAAAAAGGAGUGGGAAGCAAGUAGGUUUGGAGACUGUGCUGUUCCGGGAUGAAACAGUCCAGCUGGUCCUUGAGCUGGAACAUCUCAGGAGAACCUGUGAGACCCUGAAGGACGAAAGGGAUAAGGAAGCUGGACGGGCUAGGCAGACUCAGGGUAAGCUGGAUGCCCUACAGGCCCAGGUGAACAGCCAGACCCAACAGCUGACACUUGCCUUUGAGAGUCAGAGCUGCCACAUACAGGAUUUACUGCAUGAGCUGCAAGACAGAGACACUGUCCUCGAGAGGCUGGAGGUGGAGCUACAGGGCUGUCGAGAGGAGAUAAAGUUACUGAAAAGAGAGCAGGAAGAGCUGGAUUUGGAAAGCAAGAGCCCUGAGGGCAUUAAAUCUAUGGUGGAUGUUGCAGCAACACCAAACCCCCAGCUGAAAUCCCCCAUAUCACAGUGUGAAGAUAUCAAGAACACGCCGCAUGCUUUUGAGAAUUUUCAUCCUCCCGUAGCACUCAAACAGCAGGGAGUGUGUGAUGAAAGUACCAGUAUGGAGAGUUUGGUAGGAUCCCUUCGUGAGAUAAUAGCAGGGAACAAAGAGCCGAAAUCAAAAUUUGAAGCGAUUACAUAUUUGAACAUUUUGGAACAAAUAAGCACAGAGCCAGGUGAUCUGGUUGGUGGUGAUCCAUCACAUAGAGUAGUUGUGCAAUUACAUGCUGCUAUGAAUGAGCUAAUGCAACUGAAAACUGAGAAUAAAGAAAUGAAGUCUAUGCUGGCAGCUGUUACAUCUCCUGGAAGGAAGGAAGUCCACCCUUUAGAUUCUAAGGGAUGUUUACUUGAUGAUAACAAAGAGAGUGAAGCUGCUACCAAGAGGUCUAGAGAGGAGCUGCAUCCUGCACAAAGGGACUUUGAUCCCGUAGUUCCAAAUGAGUAUGAACAUUUGACAGUGAACCUUAAGGAAUCUGUAACUAGAACUGUCAAUCAGGAGAAGCCUAUUGUUUGUAAAGGUGAUGGGGAUAAUCCAAGUAUUAGGCUUUGCAGCAUAGAACAACAAUUGGUGUUAAGUAAGCUGCAGGAAAAAAAGCUGAAAUUUAAGUCAGAGCUGUGUGUACAUUCAGAUUUUGAAUGGAUAAAAGUAGAGGAGCAAGAUACCAAAACUGGAGGGGUCACAUGCAGGUCUAAGACGGGCCUACAGAUGAAUCAGGACGAGUUAAACCAGUUGGAGAGGGAGAAAGACCAGCUGAACUCCAAGUUAGCAUGCUUCGGGAAACAGGUGGCUGCUGUUACAUUAGGUUAUACAAAUACCAAAGAUCAAGAAACAGGAGUUUCUUUGCAGAGCUCCCUAGAAUUAGCAGGAGAGUACAAUGAGUUAAAUUUUUCUGGGGAAGCUGAAGGUAUCUGUAGAAGUAAAGAGCUGCACGUAAGAGACAAGCCCACUGUGGAUGUAAAACAAUAUAUAAAUGCUAUUAUCACAUUACUAGGGGAAAAUAAGGCAUUACAGUCUUGGGCUCUGUCUGUUAGUCCUCCUGAGAAGCAAGAAGAGAUGCCAAACAUUUCUGAAGGAGUGCUGGGGUGGAUUGAUGCCAUAAUCAGUGGUUUUGGAAGUGCAGAAGUUAUUGAGAAAUUGGACUCCACUCUUCCCAGGUCAAAGGAAGUGAGCCAAGAGAGAGAAAUGCCUAUUCAAAAGACAUCAGUGAUGUUCCCGGCUCAAGAUCUGAGCUCUAGCAGUAAUGAACUGGACUUGAAGACUAAAGAUGCCCAAGGGAUUCAAACUGUGGCUGAAGGGAGUAGUUUGAUAGCACAUGUAGCGAGUUGCCCUGGUUACUGUUUGACUGAGGCAGUGACAGUCACUCAGACAGACACAGAGCUGAGGAAGGAGAGCCAUCAGCUGAAGGAACAACAGGUGCUGCUGAAAACAUCCAUUGAGGAGCAGGAAAGAAGCCCUGGAGUACAGGAUGGUGUCACACAGACUGGUCCUGAAGAGGAUGGGAACCACUCUAGCCAGAGUGGGCUUCUUCAGCAGCAGUUAUUGGAACUGCAGUCUGUAGUCUCAAGUCUCGUUGAGGAAAACAAAAAACAGGCAGAUGAGCUAAAGGUCUGGAGGACGGCUGGAGACACUCUUACCCCUGUUUCUUUUGGGGAGCCAGUUAUUCACACGAGUAAUGAUUCCAUAACGGUGGUCCGGGAAGACCACCUGCUUGUUUCCUGCAAGCCCAAAAAGCUUGCGGGGUCUCCAUCCCAUGCAGAGAAUAUUUUAGAAGAUUGCAGGAAGCCAGUGUUCAUUCCUGGGGCAGGUGCAGUUGAUAAAGGAGUACAUGAAGAAAGGGAAACUUGCAAUCUCUCAGGAGCAAAUGAUGAAACAGGGACACUGGCAGUUUCUAUUAAGUUGUCAGCAACCGAUGGUGAUGUUUCUCAAAGCCUCAAGGCCAAAGCAGUAGCCCAUGGACAAAGUGAACUGGAGACAGAAACUGCACAUAGCCGUUGUAAUCAUACAGACAUUCAGAUAUUCAUCCAAGAAAACCAGGAAACCAGAGCUACAGAUACACUGAACGAAACCAAACAGGCUGACAGAAACAGUGUCCAAGAUAAUCAGCUAAGAACAGCUGCUGGAAAAACUAGAAGUGAAAAGAUCAAAAUGGUUGUCCAAGAAGACAACUGGACCAAAGCCAUCAUUGAACAUGAGGCCAUAGUAAACAGUAAAGAAGAAAAUCCAACAUUUACUGAGCAACACAGUGUAAUGCUGAAUGAAAAGGGGCCACAGAUGCAGUCUGAAGGAGCAGAUCAGGAUUAUGCAACUCAGGGAGCAGAAAGUACUGAAACCUCAGGAAAGACAACACGCCUGUUCUCUAAAAGCCCUGUGGAAGACGGAGAGAACCGCUUUCCUCAGUGGGAGAACCAAAGAGAGUCGAGGAGCAUGGCCACUCAGACGGAAAGCAUGAACGAAGGUGCAGCAGUAGGUUCCCUUGCCCCAUAUUGCAGUGAUCAGGAGAAGUGCCAUGCUGGUACGCAGACAGAGGACAGAGCCAUGGAAGUGUGGAAUGAGCCAGCAGAUUCGGGGGUGGAGGACAAGGAGAGUGUAGAUUCUCCACCACUCUCGCCUGUGGAUGCAGCUCUGUCCAUGGUGGACAAUUUGACCCUGUUUUCAAGGUCCUUUCUCAUCCCCGCUGACCCGGCCCAGCUGGCGGAGAGAAUAAGGCGAAACCGUUCCCGCAUGUCAGCUGCGUUUGACGAUACCGAGUAUGAGCCCUACGGACUGCCUGAGGUCGUCAUGAAGGGCUUUGCGGAUAUUCCAAGUGGACCAGCGUGUCCCUAUGUCCUCAGAAGGGGACUGUUGGGCACCGAUGCCAUGCCACUGCCUCUGCGAGAGCAAGGGGAGAACGAGGAGGAGGAUGAGCUGGAUCCCUGACACCCAAGUAUCUCACUCAUAUGCCAGAGUGAAAAUGUCUAGCCAAAAACAAACCGAUGUUCUGGUCAUGACAUGAAGAUUGGUUUCUAUCCACCGAAAAGGGUUUUAACCUACAGAAUUGGAGUGCUAGACCCAGGUGAUGAUUGUGUUUUUGUCCUGUUUGAGUUUUUCCCCCAACUAUUUGUUGCUUCUGAGCUCAUAUCAACAAAGCAGCUGUUGUAGCAAGCAUCCUUUCAGGACCAUAUUAAGAAGAGUUCUCAAUGAUGCCUCUUCAUGGGAGGGGUUGAUUGGCCAGAUAAAAUUGGAGUGUCUCGAUUGUGAAAAGUAACUCUUGAAUUUAACUGUCUAGGAUCAUGGCUGUUACAGAAACACAGGAGAUUUUGCCACUGUUCAAACUGUCACCUUCCUUGGUUAAUUUUGCCAUUAAUUUAAUGUUGCCAAGAAUUUGCAAUAUGAUAUUUAUAUAACAAAGCCUAGCCUGCCUUGAGGACGACAGCAAGUAAAAUGAGCUAACAUUUAAUAAAUUAGAAUCCAGACGUACCAAUAAAUACAGGCAAUAACUUCUAAGUAAAAGUCAUUUUAACUACCUCUUUAGAAAACUCAUCUGCUUCAAAAGCACUAAUUCCUGUUAGUGUGUAACUUUUCUUACACAAAGGGUACUUUGAUCUUUACAGUCAGAUGUGUUUGUGUAAUGUUUUUCUUAUAUAGUAAUUCUCCAAUGAGCCUCUCUCCAUUAGAAGACUUGGAUUCUUUGCGUUUCUGUAUUUGUGUGCGCUUGUGUGUGUCUGCUGAGCCACACAGCAGGACUGUCUUUCCUCUCCAUUUAUGGCAAUCGGCUGUUUCGAUUGAGCCUGGUAUUCUCUAAUAGUUCUCCCCCGUGUAAAACACUGCCUUUUAUUGUGGUCUCUGUUUUGAGUCUUGUUUGUGAUCCUAUGGAUAUAUAUCUGCUCUGAUGCAGUGAUUUUACAUGAACAGAGAUUUGGCGAGCUGCUUUUAUUUUAAAUAAGGUCAUUAGAUAAGUAAAUCUGACAUUAGUUUUAGUUGUAGAUAAAUGCCGAUGUAUGAACAGUCAAACAACCAGACCUUUGGGGCAUACAGUUGUCUAAAUGCAUGCUUUUCUGGUGGUCUGUAAGAUUAAUUAAUUUCUGAAUGUACAUUAUUCAGUUAUUUGUGUUGAUCCACACACAAAUGUAACAUUUUAUUAGAUGGGCUUUCAGUUCAUAGAAUAGCCACAUCUCUGCUUGGGUGGUGUUUUUUGUUUGUGGAUGAACUGUUUUAAAUGAGGGCUAGGGGGUUGGUUUCCCAGAAGUUAUUUGUGCUACAUGGGGAAUGUUAGGCUCUCUUUACUUGUCAAAGGUCUAAUUCAAAGCAUCAGAGGAACUGAAGAUGCUAUUUUUCUGAGAUUUCAACUUCCCAGUUACACAUAAAUUAUAUAUGUAUUGCGAAACAUAUAUCCACAAACACACUUAUCACGUAUAAUAAAUGUUGUUCCUCACUCAGUGAAUGAAUAUUCUGUUGUGUGAAUAGUCAAACUUUAUUCUUUUUAUGAUUUGUCCUUUUAUUUAUUAUCAUUUGUCUGUGUUUUAAGGAUUGGAACAAAAAGUUCUAUAAAUAAAAACCUUUUAAACACAA
Messenger RNA from Paramormyrops kingsleyae, 8148 nucleotides. RefSeq lists its product as uncharacterized. The record is from RefSeq and is a predicted model, not a curated record. Gene Ontology annotation, biological process: metaphase chromosome alignment; mitotic cell cycle; regulation of G2/M transition of mitotic cell cycle. Gene Ontology annotation, molecular function: dynein complex binding; microtubule binding. NCBI's taxonomy places the organism in Eukaryota, Metazoa, Chordata, Actinopteri, Osteoglossiformes, Mormyridae. Gene Ontology annotation, cellular component: chromosome, centromeric region; spindle pole; nucleus.